This is a messenger RNA of Arachis stenosperma, 792 nucleotides long. Its product is annotated as 60S ribosomal protein L4-1-like. Gene Ontology annotation, molecular function: structural constituent of ribosome; RNA binding. The record is from RefSeq and is a predicted model, not a curated record. Gene Ontology annotation, biological process: translation. The transcript has 5 exons. Gene Ontology annotation, cellular component: cytosolic large ribosomal subunit; ribosome. The coding region runs from base 1 to 792 and encodes 263 amino acids. NCBI's taxonomy places the organism in Eukaryota, Viridiplantae, Streptophyta, Magnoliopsida, Fabales, Fabaceae.
AUGCCCUCGUCAGCGCUCUCUCUUCUGACACUCCCACCAUCCACUUCUACAUCCAACAGAGGAACCACUGCUACAUUUUCCCGCAAGGGACCUCUGAUCGUGUAUGGAACUGAAGGCGCGAAGGCCGUUAAGGCUUUCAGGAACAAUCCCGGCGUGGAGGUCGCAAAUUUGGAGAGGCUGAACCUUCUGAAGCUCGCUCCCAGUGGCCACCUCGGCAGGUUCGUGAUUUGGACCAAGUCAGCGUUCGAGAAACUCAAUUCGAUCUAUAGAACCUUCCAGAAGGCAUCAGAGAAGAAGAAGGGUUACAUUCUUUCAAGGUCAAAGAUGGUGAAUGCUAACCUGGCUAGGAUUAUUAACUCUAAUGAGGUUCAGUCUGUUGUGAGGCCCAUUAAGAAGGAGAUCAAGAGGGCCACUCUCAAGAAAAACCCUCUCAAGAAUUUGAAUGUGAUGCUGAGGUUGAAUCCUUAUGCUAAGGCUGCUAAGAGAAUGGCCCUUCUCGCUGAGGCACAGCGUGUUAAGACUAAGAAGGAGAAGCUCGACAAGAAGUGCAGCACUAUUUCCAAGUUAUUGAAAUUGCUGAUUGUAGUUGAAAAGCUUGAUUCGCCUAAUUCUGCGAAGCGAAAAAAGUUGAGUGUUUCAUGGAUCAGAACCGAAGUUCUGAUACGAUACCAUUUAAGUUGGCUACAAGAUGUUACAAGGUUGAUAUUUAUAGUAGCUGAAAUAAGUGUAGAGAAUGUGAUGCAAUAUGCAUCUUUGGCUACCUAUGUCAAGAUAUUGAUUGUGAAUUUGUGA